This is a messenger RNA of Perkinsus marinus ATCC 50983, 303 nucleotides long. RefSeq lists its product as hypothetical. NCBI's taxonomy places the organism in Eukaryota, Perkinsozoa, Perkinsida, Perkinsidae. The record is from RefSeq and is a predicted model, not a curated record. Bases 1 to 303 code for a protein of 100 amino acids. The transcript has 3 exons.
AUGCUCUGGACCUUCGUCAGUUGGUGUUGUCAGGUCGCACAGAGGUGGGAAUCUGAACGACUGCGUUCGGGCGAACACAUCCGCGAGAGUCAAUUGGAGCAGUGGAGGAAGAUAUGCAGGCAGAAACAGCUGGAGGGAGUACGCACCCGCAUGGACGACAUUAAUACUGCUGUUGAUGAGGGGCGUUGGCGAGAUAGCGUUCGGAACAAUAUCGAGAACAACGUGCGGCAAGCUGUUGCUGGAUUCGCAAAUAGGUGGCAGAGCGACCUGUUGCAGGUUAUUGAGCUCCUUAAUGCUGUGUGA